CUCUGUAUCUCCAUCACUCAGCCACACGGACUCAGACGAGCCCAGAGCAUGUGUGAGGAAGGAUGCGAUGUGUCAUUGCAUAGCCGGCUGCUUUCUGUGAAUGUUGUUUAAGUGUGUGCUGCCGCUGUCACUCUCAUCGCCGCGUGUGCGCCUGCCAACCGGCCGUCCUGGCUAGCAACAUGUUCCGUCGAACCAAAAGUUGUCGCACCAGUAACCGCAAGAGUCUGAUCUUGACGAGUACGUCUCCCACUCUUCCCCGGCCUCACUCUCCUUUACCAGGACACAUUGGAAGCAGUCCGCUGGACAGUCCUAGGACGUUCUCCCCCAGCGCACCGGCCCAUUUCUCUUUUGCCUCAUCCAGAAGGGCUGACGGCAGACGCUGGUCUCUGGCCUCUCUUCCCUCCUCUGGAUAUGGGACAAACACACCCAGCUCAACGUCUUCCAGCUCGUCUCAGGAGCGGCUGCAUCAGUUGCCGUUCCAGCCCACCCUGGACGAGCUGCACUUCCUGUCCAAACACUUUGGCAGCACUGAGAGCAUCACUGAUGAUGACGGACGGAGAUCACCGCAAGUGCGACCGCGCUCACGGAGUCUCAGUCCAGGGCGAUCACCUUCCUGUUACGACAGUGAGAUUGUUAUGAUGAACCAUGUUUAUAAGGAGCGGUUCCCUAAGGCCACGGCUCAGAUGGAGGAGCGCUUGGCUGAGUUCAUCGAGUCGUACUCACCUGAGAACGUGCUGCCGCUGGCUGACGGGGUCCUCAGCUUCAUCCACCACCAGAUCACCGAGCUGUCCCGAGACUGCCUGACCAAAUCUCGUGAAGGCCUCAUCUCCACCGUCUACUUCUACGAGCUGCAGGAAAACCUUGAGAAGCUGCUCCAUGAAGCCUAUGAGCGAUCAGAGAGCUCAGAGCUGACCUUCAUCGCAGAGCUGGUGAAGAAACUCUUCAUCAUCAUCUCCCGUCCUGCCCGACUGCUUGAAUGUCUGGAGUUUAACCCCGAAGAGUUCUAUCACCUUCUGGAGGCAGCAGAAGACCACGCUAAAGAGGGCCAGCUAAUGAAAGCAGACAUCCCGCGAUACAUCAUCAGCCAGCUCGGCCUGACCAGAGACCCUCUGGAAGAAAUGGUGAAUUUGGAGAGUUAUGACAGCGAGGGACCCCACACGCCGGAGACGGACGACUCUGCUGAAGGGAAGCUCAAAGUCAAACCGCCCUGUGAAUCAGACUUCCAGACUAUCAAACUCAUCAGCAAUGGAGCAUAUGGAGCUGUGUAUUUAGUCAGACACAGAGAGACGCGGCAGCGCUUUGCUAUGAAGAAGAUCAACAAACAAAACCUGCUCUUGCGGAACCAGAUCCAGCAGGCGUUCGUGGAGCGGGACAUCCUGACCUUCGCUGAGAACCCCUUCGUGGUCAGCAUGUUCUGCUCUUUUGAGACGCGCCGUCACCUGUGUAUGGUUAUGGAGUAUGUGGAGGGUGGUGACUGUGCAACACUGCUAAAGAAUAUAGGAGCACUUCCUGUGGAAAUGGCCCAGAUGUACUUUGCUGAAACAGUUUUAGCGCUGGAGUACAUUCAUAAUUAUGGCAUUGUACACCGAGACCUGAAACCAGACAAUCUGUUGAUCACGUCGAUGGGUCACAUUAAGCUGACGGAUUUUGGCUUGUCAAAAAUGGGGCUCAUGAAUCUCACCACAAACCUGUACGAGGGACACAUCGAGAAGGACGCCAGGGAGUUCCUGGACAAACAGGUGUGUGGUACACCGGAGUAUAUCGCCCCGGAGGUCAUUCUCAGGCAGGGCUAUGGGAAACCAGUGGACUGGUGGGCCAUGGGUAUCAUCCUCUACGAAUUCCUAGUGGGCUGCGUGCCGUUCUUUGGAGACACAACUGAAGAGCUCUUUGGUCAGGUGAUCACAGAUUAUAUUGAGUGGCCUAAGGGAGACGAGGCACUGCCUAGUGAAGCUCAGAGCCUGAUUUCUGCCCUGCUGCAAACCAACCCACUAGUGCGAUUGGGCACAGGUGGUGCGUUUGAAGUGAAGCAGCACUGGUUUUUCUUGGGAUUGGACUGGAAUGGUUUACUCCGACAGAAGGCCGAGUUUAUCCCUCAUCUAGAGUCUGAGGAGGACACCAGCUAUUUCGACACGCGGUCCGAGCGUUAUCGGCACAUCAACUCCUAUGACGAGGACGACACCAACGACGAUGAGCCAGUAGAGAUAAGACAGUUCUCCUCCUGCUCGCCGCGCUUCAGCAAGGUGUAUAGCAGCAUGGAGCACCUGUCCCAGCUGGAGCAGAAGACCCCUGUAGUUACCCGUCGAGAGCACAAAGGUCGCCGUGAUGACAAGAUGGCCAAGCGGGAGAGUCUGGGAAGCUUCACUAUGAGGGACAAGAGCUGGAGGACAGGCUCACCUGAGAUGAAGCGUCUAUCAUGCUCUGAGUCUCUGUAUAUGGAGGGAGAUUGUAGUCCUCCGAUGGGUGCCCGGCGUCGUUUUUCAGCCCUAAUGGACACUCACCGGUUUGCCGCUCCUCAAGAGGGUGAUGGAGAGCUCUCAGAAAAGCAGGGUGCUGCUAAAGCCCCGGGAUCAUUAGUAGAGGGAGCCACUGCUCCAUCAUCGCCCAGUGCCAAUGAACAGAGGAAUGCUGGAAAGGAAGUGAUGUCAGCCAGUAAAGGGGCAGACAAGCCACUGAGACCAGGUGAGAUAUCAGCACCACAGGCCAUACCAGGAGCCAUAGCAGUGGUCGGUAGGGACGUGGUUGCCAUGGGUGACACUGUCGGACAGCGAGCGACCAAGGAUCUGGUGCUUCGGCAAGCGCGUCACCAGCAGCUGUCAAGUGAUGGGGAGAAACGCACCUCGCGUCCCGGCACCAAGGUCAUCAAAUCUGCAUCUGCCACCGCUUUGUCUGUCAUCAUACCCGGAGUUGAGCAGCAUGGUAGCUCUCCAUUGGCCAGUCCAAUGUCCCCACGCUCUCUCUCGUCCAACCCCUCAUCACGAGACUCCUCUCCCAGCCGUGAUUACUGCCCCACAGUAACAGUGCUUCGUUCACCAAUUACCAUCCACCGCUCUGGCAAAAAGUAUGGGUUCACACUCCGUGCCAUUCGGGUCUACAUGGGCGACACUGAUGUCUACAGUGUGCACCACAUAGUCUGGCAUGUGGAGGAUGGAGGCCCUGCUCAGGAGGCGGGACUAUGUGCUGGUGACCUCAUCACUCAUGUCAAUAGUGAAUCUGUGCAUGGAUUGGUUCAUACCGAGGUGGUAGAGCUUAUACUUAAGAGUGGAAACAAGGUGACUGUGACCACAACACCUUUUGAAAACACGUCCAUUAAAGUGGGACCAGCACGCAAGUCCAGUUACAAGUCCAAGAUGGCUAGACGCAGUAAGAGGACAGUCAAAGAGGGACAGGAGAGUAAGAGACGCGGGUCUUUGUUCCGCAAAAUAACUAAGCAAUCCAACCUGCUGCAUACGAGCCGUAGUUUGUCAUCUCUGAACCGGUCCCUGUCAUCCAGCGAUAGUCUUCCUGGCUCUCCGACACACAGCCUGUCCGGUCACUCCCCUACCCAGAGCUACCGCUCAACCCCCGAGUCAUCCCAUCUUGGUGCCUCCUCCCAGAGCAGUUCUCCUGCCUCCAGUACCCCAAAUUCCCCCGCAACAACCCAGCAUAUGAGACCCAGCUCCCUGCAUGGACUUUCCCCCAAACUACACCGCCAAUACCGUUCAGCCCGCUGCAAGUCAGCGGGCAACAUUCCUUUGUCUCCAUUGGCUCAUACACCAUCCCCAACUCAGUCCUCACCACCUCCUUUGCCUGGGCACACAGUCGGAAGCUCCAACACCACCCAAACCUUUCCUGUCAAACUACACUCAUCCCCACCAAUCAUAAGGCCUAGACCCAAGAGUGCCGAGCCACCCAGAUCACCGCUACUCAAAAGAGUGCAGUCAGCAGAGAAACUCGGGUCACCGCUUUCAUCUUCAUCUGAGAAGAAAGGUGGGAUUGGCGUGAUGAGGAAGCACAGUUUGGAGGUUGGACAUUCAGAUUUUCGUAAGGAUGGUUUCCACUGUGAGCUUGGCCUCCAGAGUUUGGUGGAAAUUGAGGGUGAGAAUCUGGCAUCUGCUCCAACAACUUCUCCUUCACCCACUCAACCGUCACCGCCUGAAAAGGGUGUUCUGAAGCCGGUCCGGAAGCUGGGCAGGCAGGAGUCACCUUUGAGUAGAGAUGCUUUGCUUGCCGGGAGGGAAAGGGAUCGAGACAAGGAGAGGACUGGUGAACCAAGUCAAGUUAGUGAGGCUAAACCAGGGGCAGUCAAAGAGACGCUCCCUUCUGGUGGCAUUACUCCACCUGGAAGUAAGAAAUCUCCAAGUGUUGAAGCAUCUCCGCGGCCCCCUUCUACACUACAGGAAAGUUGCCUAGCCAAGCCUCAGACUUGGCAGCCUCCGGUAGCAUCAGAGUCCAAACCUAGUGUAGUUGCCUCUAUUCCAUCGCCCCUGACCACAACAUCUUCCCCGUCUGCCAAAACAACAGAUCCAAGUUUCAUUAAGGAAAUGGGAAAUUAUGACCAAGGAAGUCUUACAAAAGAUGUCCAAAGCCAGGCAUUAGGAACCACUAAGCCUUCAUGCUCUGUGAGUACAUCAGGUGUUAUCAACAAAGACUUGUUGGAGAAAGAAGGGGGAAAGGGUACUGGGAAGAAAGAGGUGAAAUCAGAUUUUGGGAAGACUUCAACUUCAGUCAAGCCAAGUAUGCUAUGCAGUGAUCCUGGGAAGACAACAAGCACAGAGAUAACCAAAGCAAGUAAGGGACCAGGUGACAGAGAGGGUUUCAAAAAGAGCAUAUUAGAUUCCCAUACCAGAACUUUAGAUGUCAGGGCAAGAACUGCUCCAUCCAAAGGGGUUGUCCCAUCCCACCCACCCCAGGUGCAGUGCUCUGCUUUGGGAAAACUUAGGCAGGACAAGGGCUUAGCUCCGGUCAGCUGCUACCGGGGAACAUUGGAUUGGGAGGACAAAUGUCUCUUGGAAGUUGUUGAGGAACACUCUCCAUCUCCCACUCCUUCUCCAACUGGAGUUCCUCCUGAUCUGCCCAAAACUCAACUUCAGUCUCCUGGUGAAAAAUCUGGUUUGGCUACACAGUUGACAAGCACAGGGAAAUCUAUAGGGCCUGUUAGAGGUGGAACUCAGGAGGGGCCCAAUGCCAAAGAUACCACCAAAUCAUUGGAGGUCACCAAGGCUUGUGCACCAGGAAGACCUGAUCCUGCUUCUGGGAGUAGACCAAGCACCAAAGGAGUCAGUCAGAGUCCUACUAGCACCUCUCCGCAGGUGAAGACUGUCAUUACUCCUAAGCAUGGCUCUUGAUCUUGUGCUAGUUGGAAUAAUAAAUGCUUUUUUUUUUAGGGUUUAGCAGAAUUCACUGUUUUUGAGCACUUAGACUUUUAGGGACAUUCCACCCAGUGAAAAAAAGACAUUAAACCAUAUUACGCUGAACAAAGACCACAACUCCUGUUAUUUAGUGUACAUGCAGAGCUGCAUCAGAAAAAGAUUAUAGAUGUAUUAUAUUAGAAUGUGUGUUGGGUGUUUAUGUAUGAGGAGAUGAAUUGGUGCAUGUUUUGUGGUGCUUGUGCUACAAGGUAAAAAAAUUGAAAGUGCUUUAACAGAUCAAGCAAUGCUGAAUACUGUGAACACCAAAACAAUGUUACUACUUUUCUAAGCUGACCAACCACUUCAUUUCCUUAAACUGAAAAGAAUUUGUUCAAGGUAACGGCAUAUCAAGUUUUUGGCAUAGACAGAACAUAAUCAAGAACACAUUGCUUCCUUAGCUGUUUUUUUUUUUUUUUGGCUUGUUACAUGAUUCAGGAGUUUAUAAUCAGGUUUAGCAUAUCCAUUAGUGCAGGGGCAGCAUUUCCGUAUGGCAGUCGCCAUACCCCAGUUGUUCAUUGCCAUACCCUAGGCGACCCCCCACGACCCCGGAACGCGAUUUCAACCGAGAGGGGACCUCCCCCCAGGGCUUUAGGACAGACCAAGAACAGACUGGAACGAAUCGAGGGGGAGGCCAGUGCCAUACCUUAUGGUUCUGUGAAAUGCUGCCACUGCAUUAGUGGCUAGCGCAUACUGCUUUAGCCAUGAGGAGGAUACUGCCUAAACCAUAGAUUCAUUCCCCUUAUAAAAUUCCCUCUUAACUAAGUCUCUCAUCAUACUGAAUUAAGACAGUUGAAACUGUUGACAUUUUGUCGAUUUUGCUGAUUGAUGCCUUCUGAGGUAAAUAUCAGUCCAUUUACAGCAAGGUGGUGCAUUUGGUGGCCAGUUUUGAAUGGGGAAAGACUAAAAUAUUCAAAGCUUACAUUGAAAUAACUUGUCAAAUCACCAAUAUAAUAAAUGGUAUCAUAAAUUUAGCAUCUUGUAGCUAAAUUUAGCUAUUUAUUCUCAAAUCAAACUAACUAAACUAAAAAGGCAAUGAUGUUCCUCCAAGACAAUCAUUGAUCUGACCAUAGAAGAAUAAGUUCCUUAGUAUGCAUUGACAAGCAGGUGCCUCUAUGUUUGCAUACUUGCCUAGAGUGUGUUUCUAGCCUUACAGUGUCUCUGUAAAUUUACAGUUUACUGGCAGAUUUGAUUCAUACUCAAAAGUAGGUCAAUGUAAUGUACAGCUCUUGACAUGGACUGGUGCAUCUUUACUCUAUUCUGUGCUACUGAAUUCUCCUUGAAAGUGAUCGUUGACCUCACUGUGACUCUAGCGCUCAAGUCUCAUAUUCUCUACCUGAAUUAUAAUUCUUCAGCCAUGGGGGUUUGCAGUCGGUUAAAGCAAGGGGUCAAAGUUUGGCUGGUUAGCAUGGCCCAGUUAGCCCCUGAUGUUAGAUGUCAUAACUACACCAUCUGGCUGGCAAAGAGAGCAUUGACAGUCAUUCAAAAGAAACUGUGUAUUGAAAUGAAUGCAAAUGCAUUUUGUAAAUCAGUAAAAUGAGAGAAGUGGUUAAGGGUUUGAACAUCUUUGCAAGGCACUGGCUAUGUUUUCUGGAGCAGUGACUAUUGAAAGUGAGAUUAUAAACUAAAAACCGUAAGUGCUAAAUACAUAUCAACAAAUUUGAAGGACAUGAGUAUCGUCUUGUCAUAUAACACAGGUCUUGAUUACAGAAACUGUUGGAUCAGCAAAUUAAUGAUGGUAGUUGGAAUCUGCUGAGUGAAAGAGGAUUCUAUGGUAAAUAUAUUCUAUAGUUACUCAAGCAUCAGUAAAUGUCACUGUUGUCAUGGCAACUUGGAGCCGGUGUAGCCUGCCGUCUGUUGGUGUUUCUUUGUGUGGUCUGAAUGUUGUUCACUAACAUGCAA
Sinocyclocheilus anshuiensis is the source of this 7286-nucleotide messenger RNA. It is a transcript of the gene mast1a, whose product is annotated as microtubule associated serine/threonine kinase 1a. Gene Ontology annotation, molecular function: protein binding; protein serine/threonine kinase activity; ATP binding. NCBI's taxonomy places the organism in Eukaryota, Metazoa, Chordata, Actinopteri, Cypriniformes, Cyprinidae. The record is from RefSeq and is a predicted model, not a curated record. Gene Ontology annotation, biological process: cytoskeleton organization; intracellular signal transduction; peptidyl-serine phosphorylation. The transcript is spliced from 26 exons. The coding region runs from base 180 to 5324 and encodes 1714 amino acids.